This is a messenger RNA of Myripristis murdjan (pinecone soldierfish), 1451 nucleotides long. RefSeq names its product LHFPL tetraspan subfamily member 4a (gene lhfpl4a). Gene Ontology annotation, biological process: gamma-aminobutyric acid receptor clustering; sensory perception of sound. Gene Ontology annotation, molecular function: GABA receptor binding. The coding region runs from base 1 to 747 and encodes 248 amino acids. Gene Ontology annotation, cellular component: plasma membrane; postsynaptic membrane; inhibitory synapse. The transcript is spliced from 5 exons. NCBI's taxonomy places the organism in Eukaryota, Metazoa, Chordata, Actinopteri, Holocentriformes, Holocentridae. The record is from RefSeq and is a predicted model, not a curated record.
AUGCUGCCUUCGCAAGAAGCCUCCAAAAUCUACCAUGACAACUACAUGCGCAACUCGAGGGCCAUCGGGGUCCUGUGGGCCAUCUUCACCAUCUGCUUGGCCAUCAUCAACGUGGUGGUGUUCAUCCAGCCCUACUGGAUCGGUGACAGCGUCAACACGCCCCACGCCGGCUACUUCGGCUUGUUCCACUACUGCGUGGGCAACGGGAACUCCAACAGGGAGCUCACCUGCCAGGGCAGCUUCUCCGACUUCGGCUCCAUCCCAUCGGGCGCCUUCAAGGCGGCCUCCUUCUUCGUGCUGCUCUCCAUGGUGCUGAUCCUCAGCUGCAUCGCCUGCUUCGCCCUCUUCUUCUUCUGCAACACCGCCACGGUCUACAAGACGUGCGCUUGGAUGCAGCUGCUAUGCGCGGUGUGUCUGGUGCUGGGCUGCAUGAUCUUCCCGGACGGCUGGGACGCUGAGGUGAUCCGGGACAUGUGCGGCGAGGACACGGGGAAGUACACCCUGGGCAACUGCUCGGUGCGCUGGGCCUACAUCCUGGCCAUCAUCGGCAUCCUGGACGCCCUCAUCCUCUCCUUCCUGGCUUUCGUUCUGGGAAACCGGCAGAACGACUUCCUGCAGGAGGAGCUGAAGGCGGAGAACAAAGAUUUUGCAGUUUCGAGGCUCCAGCUCGGCUCCACUCUGCGAAUGGACGGAAUUGAAAUCCGGGACACGAAGGAUCCAAGAUUUGGAGUCCAGCGGUUCCACUGAGAACCAAACUCCUCCUCUGCCUCCAGCUUCCUUCCUCCUCCUCUCCUCCUCCUCCUCCUCCUCCUCUUCCAGCUCCCUCCAUCCACCUUCCUCCUCUUCCUCUUCUCUCCCAAGCUCUUCAGGUCAAACCCCUUGAUUUUGGGCUUGGAAGCCAAAGCCCAGCAGUGUGUAAAAUAGGACUGACAUGGAAUAUAUUAACAAGGAGAAACUGUCUGUCUGUCUGUUGGAAGAGAAAUACAUCCGGAGAGGAAAUAUAUUACGAUCAGCUUUAUAAAACUCUGGGAUAAAAUCAUUCAUGGCAUACGAUGUUACUGUCACAUAAUGUUGUCAUAACAAAGAUGAUAAAGUUAUUGAUAAUGAUGAUAAUGCUUGCUGCAGGAGUAUUCUAUGAAAAAGAAAAAAAAAAAGAUAUUUUUAUUCAGAGUGGAAAAUGAGCAAUUUCCAGCUUUAAGAGAAAUCAUUAUGAAGUGCGUGUGUAAAGGCACAAAGGUGCUACUUCUGAGAUACUAAUAAAAUAAGCCAAAAAAAUCCAAAAAGAAGAAGAAGAAGAAGAAGAAGAGGGAAAAAAGAAAAAUUUUGUACAGCCACAGUGUAAUUUUCAAGACCGUCUUUUUCAGGCCAAUUUUCAACUUCUCUCUUUGUACAUGACAAGGUCUGAUCCCAGGAAUUACAAAAAAAAGAGGAUAUAUGUAAAUGAGAUGUUU